AUGUCGGUGGAAAUAGUCGAAAGUGUGGAACAUAUUGCGAGUGACGUCGACGAUUCAAGAAAUUGUGUUAAUUCGGUUUUAUGUAGCGAUUCAGGGAUAGAUAAUGUUGAUGUAGAGUCCAGUGUGUGUCUUGAUUCAUCUAAUUCUAAUUUAUCCCCGUUAAAAUCUGGUGAAAGUGUGUCAGGUUUCGUAGAAGGCAAUGGAGUGCUUUCCACUGAAAACGAAGUUAGCUCCGAGCCUUCAUCUCCCAUAUCCUUGUCUUCCGACGAUAAAGACAACCAAAAUGUAUUUGACCAGACUGAAACCGAAAAUUGCGUUGAUUUGAAUCACGAACCAGCAGAUGUCGAUAAAAGUAAAUUCAAUCCAAAUCUGUAUAUUGACAGCAACUUAGCAACUUCCACGAUCAGCCUGGAUUGUACCAAUGGAAUAGAAAAGAUCAGUCUCUCAAACCACAGUCGCAGUGCCGAAAACAUAUCAUCAACUGACGAAACAAACGCCAUUACCAAAGAUAUCGAAACAGAGAAGAUUUUAACUGAAUUUUCCCACCAAAAAAGCAAAGUUACUGCCACACAAAGAGUACCUGAGAACACGCUUACAUUAGAUGCCAAAUACGCGAGACUGCCCAAAGAAAUUCUCUCCCAAGAUAUAGGUAGCAUCGUAAAAAAUGUGCACGGCAUAUUCUCGUCUGUUAGCGGCAGUUUAAAGAACGCUUACACAAACAGCCACAGAGCUAAUCCAAAACCUCAAAUAAAACCACCUCAAAUUAAGCCGAUCACCAACGGGAAUAUAAUUAACGAUAUAUUCGAAGAUGUACCUGAAGUUAUACCGAGUAAUGUCGAUAAAGUUAACGCAUCUCUUAACGGAAAUACCGUAGAUAGCAAACCAGUAUGCGACAGUGAUGACGCGAGGAGUGAAAUGCUGAAAUUGCAAAUAGAGUCGUUGGAAAGAGUACUGUUUGAACAGAGGAAAGAAAAUAGCUCAUUACGAGUACGAGUCAAACAACAAGUUGACGAACUUCAAGCUAAAGAUCAGACGUUCCGGGAAUUGGAAGUAAAAGUUGAUUUGAUGUGCAAACGUCUAGAACAGGCCCAAAGGGAAAAAGACGCAGCGGUAAUGAGGUAUGCGAGCACCGAAUGUUCAGUUAUCGAGGCUAAGAAGGCCGCUGAGAAUGCUGCGAAGGCUGAAAAAGCUGCCAUCGCUGAAAUGGAACUUCUUAACGCCAAGUUGAAGACUGCCAGAGAGGAAAAACAAAGAAUAUGUCAGCUAUAUGAUGAUAAGUGCCAUGAAUUGCAGAACAGUGAGCGGGAAGUGUCACAGGUGAAGGAAGAUUUGAAGGAAGUGGAGGGUAGAUUGAAAUGGACCCAGAGCAAACUCAGAGUAGAGAUGGACGCUUAUAAGGACAGUACAGAGCGUAUAGAGAAGUUAAACCAGCAGUUGACAGAACUAGAAGCUGCCAAGGAAACCGCGGUGGCGAAUGCUAGCGAUAUGGCGAGGGUCAAACAAUUAGAAUCCGAUCUAAAGGAGACUCAAGCAGCUUUAAUACUUUGCCGCCAUGAGAGCCAAGAACUGGAAAAACGCGUGACGUCACUCACCCAACAGCUGGACACCUGCAAGAAGGAGCGUGAUGACGUCACAGCUGCUCUAGCUACAGCUGAAGCACAGGUGUCGUCUUUGAAGGAUAGUAACAUUCGCUUGGAACUGGAAGCGGCCGAGCUAGCCUCAUUACGAGCAAGGGCUGCAUUAGCUGAUACAUUAGCCGGACAGCUGGAACGUGAGUCAGCCCGAGCCAGUUCAGCCGAGGAGUCUCUAAGUGUGGAGCGUGCGAGGGCAGAUACAUGUGCUCGCAGGGAGGCGGCCGCCUUACAACACGCGGCCACACUCACCGCUGAUCACGUGGCGCAGAGAGCGAGGCUGGCGGAUCAACACGCUGCUGUACAAGCUCUAACAGCCGACAACAGUUCCCUUCGUGAGAGACUCCUCUCCCUCACUGAAGAACUGAAGACUGUGAGUGAGGAGCGAACUCGAGAGAAUAGGGCUUUAGCGAGGAAGAUCGCGGAAUUAACAGAGGAAUUGAAUGACGUUACCAAGAAAUUGGAAUGGGAGAAAGGAGAGAAUAAUAUACUAAAGAAAAAACAUUCCAGUGCUAUCAAGGAGAUGAAUCGCGAACUGCAGAGGGCUUUGAAACGUAUUGAACAACUCGAGGCUAAAAUACCACCGGAUACUACUUCAACAAGGACUGAAUCGGUCUCAUCUUUAAGCAGCAGUGAUAGUCCGGAGGAGAGAGCAAACUUACAGACAGACACACUACCAGAUGUACAGGCUCGCGAGCCCGAUCGUCAAGCGUUAGUAGAGCGUAUAGUAUCAUUACAACGAGCGGCUGCCGCGAGGGCAGAGCGAUGUGAAUUCCUUCAAGAGCAUUGUGCUCAACUAACGCGGGAACUACGAGGCAAGGGACGAAUACUACGAGCACUACUACCUACACUACCAUCCGCUGAACUAGCGUCUGACAACGCGGAGAAACAUAAGAAAGAGAUAGCACGUCUCGGAGGCGGGGCUAUGGCGGCCGUGUGGGGGGGAGAUCCGGGGGGAAUGACCCUCGAAUUGUCUUUGGAGAUGAACAGAAGAUUACAAGCUGUGCUAGAAGACACAUUACUAAAGAAUAUAACACUAAAGGAGAAUAUGGAUACGCUUGGGGAAGAGAUAUCGAGAUUAAGGGAACAAAUGAAAUGCAGUGAUGCUAAAUAG
Molecule: messenger RNA, 2745 nt
Organism: Danaus chrysippus (African queen)
Lineage: Eukaryota; Metazoa; Arthropoda; Insecta; Lepidoptera; Nymphalidae
Source: the annotation of a GenBank genome assembly